Molecule: messenger RNA, 2646 nt
Organism: Passer domesticus (house sparrow)
Lineage: Eukaryota; Metazoa; Chordata; Aves; Passeriformes; Passeridae
Product: putative protein ARB2BP
Exons: 4
Coding region: 265-1416 (383 amino acids)
Biological process (GO): regulatory ncRNA-mediated heterochromatin formation
Cellular component (GO): nucleus
Molecular function (GO): siRNA binding
Source: RefSeq, a predicted model, not a curated record
UCCCGCAGCUGACAGCCAGCCCCCGCCAAAUUAAUCCCCUGACUGGGGGGGAUGCACAGCCGGGGAGAGCCCUCAUAACCUCGCUGGCCGCGCUUUGCAGCCGCUGCCCUUAGAAAUCCUCCUGCAGCCGAGGGGAGAGGAAGAUUUUUUUGCCUGGGUUUUUGUUUGUUUUGGGGUUUUUUUCUGUGGGUUUUUUUUUUUUUUUUUCAGGGCAGCUUUACAAUUGACUUGUCUACACUCCCAGAGUGAAAAAUAUUUCCAUCUAUGAUGAUGACAGAUUUUACAGAAGAGCAUACGUUGAACGUAGAAGAACAUGGAGAGUAUGCUGGUAGACAAGCAACAGGAAGGUUGAAGUCCUCAUGGUUACAAAUACAGCGUGAACUCAGUUUGAGGAAACUAACAGAGGGUUCAGAGUAUCAAGAGGAACUAAAAUAUGACUUCAAUAUAAAAGGGGAACUGAGGCACCUAGAUACAAAUGAGUGCUUUGUUUUCAAUUACUACAAGAACGGACAUGAGCAGAAUCAUAAACGCUAUGAAGUUCUGGGACAUUCCAUUACCCAGUAUGUUUAUGAGCUCCUGGAAAGAGUCUGCAUGCUGCAGAAGGUUUAUAUUCCUACUGAUGCUACAGAGGGUGAACCAAGAAGCUUCUUUUUCAUGAGCAAGGAUGCACUAACAUGUUCCUCUAGCCUAAUUAUCUUUCUUCAAGACCAAGGAGUUUUUUGUGCUGGACAAUGGGGGCGACGGGCAAUUGUCAGCGAGGGCCUGAAACAUGGAACACAAAUAUCAUUCAUCAAAAUGGCCCUGCAGAGCCACUGGGAAGUGAUUGUACUGAACCCCAAUGACAACUUCACUGGUCUGAACACUGAAAAGGAGAGAUUUUCUGCUAGGGAAGAAGGGCUUACUUUUACACAGUCUGUCUGUUGGAUCCCCAAAAGGGGAAGCAGCAGCCCUCAGGAGCAUACCUUGUAUGUAUGGGAUCAUUUCAUUGCAAAGAGUGCAGCCAUGAAUGUGGCCUUCAUUGCCCAUGGCUAUGGCGGGUUGGUGUUUGUUGAUCUGCUGGUGCAGAGGAAGUGUGAGGUGAUGAAUAAAGUGUACUCUGUGGCAUUCAUUGACUCCACACACAACAUGCAGCACCAGAGCAGACAUGAUCCAGAAAUACAGGAAUGGAUACACAAAAACUGCCGAGAAUGGGUGUCAAACAGCAAACCCCUAAAUAAAACUGUGCACUUUCUCAUGAGAGUAAAUUGUCCUACUUUCUCUGCUGGAACAGAAAAGUAUGGUUUAGCACCCUCCUGCUGCUUACAACCCAUCUUUAAGUACCUGAAGAGCAUGCUGAAAGCCAAGAUCACAACAGCCUUGAGGAAUUCGCCUGUUGCAACCAGAAGCAGCACAAGAAAGAAGAGAGGCAAUAAGUAAAGAUACACUGCUUUGUUCUUGAUAGUGGUCUCUUCCUUUCACAAGUGCCUCUGCACCCUUCCAUCACUUAAGCGCCUUCAUCUCACUGUGGAGAAAUUCACAGUUCUAAGUUUGAAACUAUGUUUGGUUUUGAGAAGAAAAACACAAAAGUUAACUAUUAGGAAAGAUACACAUUUUUCAAAGCCUUAAGCCACAACCCUUUGGCUAGCUUUGAAAUUUAAAGCUGAAUUAAAGAUGUUAAUGUAUACCAACUCUCAUCUAUCAUUUUUUCUAUAAUACACAUUCUAUAGUUUUGGCUCUAUAAUCAGACUAAACUAUCAGGAAAACAUUUGCUUAAGUGCUUAGCUUCAUUAGAAGGCCAAAUAUGGAAUAGCAAAAGCAUCUAAACAAUCUGCUUCCUCCUAUGUACCAUGUAUUGUUUAAAAUCUUUCAAGAUCUGGAACAUCCACCUUCCUCCCUUAAACAUUUACUGUUAAGCUGAACAAUGCUUCAGGUAAGUAUUUACUACUACAGUCCCUCCAGUCAGAGCUGGUGUGCCCCAAACAUGACACAUGGAGGUAAAACAAUUUCCAUUUUAAAGCCAGCUAAGCCAGUGAGAACACUGGGCAUGAGCUGCUGUAGAGAUACACCAGUCUGGCAACCUGCAGUUACCAAACUGAUGCAAAGCAAUGACACUGCUGCUUCCUCUCAGCUGUUUGAAUUUAGACAGGUGGGAAAUACAGUUUUUAAAUUUAUAUAUUCAAGGCUUGCAAUGUGUACAAGCAGAAGUUCAAAUAAUCUCUAAAGUGAAUGUAAAAAAAAAAAAUUAUUCUUAAUUUCCAGUUCAAACCCAUGGGAAUCAAAAGUGUUCAAUGGCCACAAAAAAGGAUCCUUUGGAUGACCAAACCUUCUCCUACAAGUGCAGAGCAUUCCAAUCUCAGUCCAAAAAAUCUGCUGAACAGUAAUAACAGGUAUCAGAGAGAAGAGAGCAUCAACUUGCCUUUGUGUUUAUAUCCAUUUCAGAUUUCAGUCAUCAUCUCUCAGAAGAAACUUCUGUCCUGUCAUGCAGCAAUGGAUAAAAUGUAACAUUCUAUAAGGCACAUUCAAUUGAAUGUUCUUGAGAGCAAGCACAACUUUUUUUAUUAAUGUCAGGUUUACUAUUAUUACAUCUGAAUGAAAAUGGUACCAAACAGACAACUGACAGAGUGCCUCGGUUCCCUGAAGAAGGUUGCACUGGAGAUGCCACAGCUG